This is a messenger RNA of Oncorhynchus nerka (sockeye salmon), 2080 nucleotides long. It is a transcript of the gene col9a1b, whose product is annotated as collagen, type IX, alpha 1b. The record is from RefSeq and is a predicted model, not a curated record. Gene Ontology annotation, cellular component: extracellular matrix. The transcript is spliced from 32 exons. Lineage: Eukaryota; Metazoa; Chordata; Actinopteri; Salmoniformes; Salmonidae. The coding region runs from base 110 to 2080 and encodes 656 amino acids.
CAGUUGGGUGACUUUUUUUGUCGGGGUCCGUCAACCCAACUCAUCCAAGAAAAAGGCAAACAUUUUGACCCGUUCUUGCUGUCUGGGAGAGGGAAGAGCAGGAGAGACCAUGGCUCACGGGCAACUUUUUUGGGUACUUUUGUUGCAGAUUGUCCUUAUUUGCUCCACACAAAGGGCCUCGGGCCCCGUCGGCCCUCCAGGACCCGCAGGUGUCCCAGGAAUUGAUGGUGUCGCUGGUGAGAGGGGAGACGACGGAGAGGAUGGCCCUGCUGGUCCUGAUGGAGAUGCAGGUAAACUAGGCUCAGCCGGGUUGCCAGGUGUGCCCGGGGCUGAUGGUUUGACUGGUCCUACUGGAGACGAAGGUCCCGAUGGUCCCCUUGGACAGAAAGGUGAACCCGGGAAACCAGGACCUCGUGGACUAGCUGGCGUUGGAGACGAUGGACCCCCUGGACCCCCGGGGCCAGGAGGACUUCCAGGUGAUUUGGGCAAAGGUGGACCCCCUGGUGCUAUGGGAGUGAGAGGACCAACAGGACCUGGUGGAUCAGUAGGGCCGAGAGGUGCAGCAGGGAUGCAGGAUUUAAGUGCCGAGCUGUGCCCUGGUGCCUGUCCACCUGGGACACCUGGUCAUCCCGGCCUCCCUGGCAUGAAGGGUCACAAAGGAGUAAAAGGGGAAGGAGGAGAGCCUGGGAAACAAGGGCACAAGGGUGAAGAGGGUGACCAGGGAACCACAGGGGACCUCGGAUCCCAGGGCCCAACGGGUCCUCAGGGAAUCAGAGGCUCCACUGGAAUGAUGGGGCCCAAAGGUGGACUGGGAGCACGAGGACAUGAUGGAGAUCCAGGUCCCCAGGGUGUUGAAGGAGCCACUGGUGACCAAGGCCAGAGGGGCGUGAUGGGCGAGUUUGGUCCUAAAGGUGAUGAGGGAUCUCAAGGUGGAAGAGGAAUCACAGGUCUUCCUGGGCCCAAGGGAAAGGGUGGUUUGUCAGGAGUGGAUGGCCGUGAAGGUAUUCCUGGAUUGCCAGGUGGAAAGGGCACCAUUGGCAAGGCUGGGUCUCCAGGGGAGGUGGGGCUUCAGGGACUUCCUGGAUUACCUGGUUCUCCUGGCUCUAAAGGAACUGGUGGAGAGAAGGGUAGCUCUGGAGAGGCAGGUCUUCUUGGAACAAUAGGAUCUGCUGGUAAAACAGGAGAGCAAGGCAAGGCAGGAGGUCUAGGACCCGUUGGACCCAUUGGUGGACCGGGAGACAGCGGAGUACAAGGACCAGCCGGUCCACCGGGCAAACCAGGGGCCAGGGGACCUAAAGGAGAUCUUGGUCUUCCUGGUGUUCCUGGACCCCCAGGCCUCCCCGGAGUGAAGGGAGAGAGGGGAGAAGCUGGCGAGGGAGGACCUAAAGGAGAGCAGGGGGGACAAGGUUCUGAGGGAACCUCUGGAGACAAAGGAGAUGUUGGUGACCAAGGGGAAGCUGGACCCAAAGGAGUGGUUGGAAACCCAGGAGAGCCUGGCAACAGAGGGCCAGAGGGUAGCAGAGGGCAGCCUGGCAUCGAGGGCCCAGCUGGUACUUCUGGACCACGUGGCAUGCAGGGCAACAGGGGCGCACCAGGAAUCAGGGGGUCACAGGGACCGGCGGGUAAAGAACCAAGCGAUCAACACAUCAAACAAGUCUGCAUGAGAGUUAUGCAAGAGCAGCUAGCCCAGUUGGCUGCCAGUCUAAGGAGGCCGGAGUCUGGAGCAGCGGGCCUGCCUGGUAAGCCAGGGCCUCCUGGUCCUGCCGGACCCCCAGGGGACAGUGGCUUCCCUGGGCAGGCUGGAGCAAGAGGACUGCCUGGCCUCAAAGGACCUCCAGGACUCCUAGGACUCAAAGGACCCAAAGGUGAAUUGGGCGACAGAGGAGACCGAGGUCCCACGGUGCGAGGGGCCAAGGGCCAGCCAGGGCCUCCCGGUCUACCAGGUGUUCCUGGCCAGGCUGGUGUACCUGGGCCUCCUGGUAAUGCUGGCCCCAACGGCUACUGCGACCCAUCGUCCUGCAACCUCAGACCGGGGGACAUUGACACCAGCAUCAAGGGCCCGGAGGGAACUAGAAACUAG